AUGCCUUCUUUGGUAUCUUCCAGGGAUGUGAAAAGUAACAAGAUUUCAGGCAUUUCAGACAACAUUAACUUCUCUCCAGAUGUCACCCUCAGGACUACAUGGGCUAAGCUAAGAGACAACUCAACUACUGGUGUAGUGUUUUUUGUUGUAUGUCGUGGAAAGGUAAGUGAAGGAUUAGAUUUUGCUGAUCAAGCUGGAAGAGCUGUAAUUAUGACUGGAAUUCCAUUUGCAAUGAGGAAAGAUCCAAAAAUCCGUUUAAAACGUGAGUUUUUAGACCAACAUGUACUCUCCCAAAAAGGAUCCAAGAAAGAUCAAAUCUUUUUCAAGAAAAUCCCUUCUAAAUCUUGCCGUCCAAGAAUCAGAGAAAUGCUUCAAGCUGCAGCUAAAAUGGGGUUGACAGUGUGUAGAACUUGGGCUUUUAACGAUGGCGACUAUAAUGCCCUUCAGAUUGCCCCUGGACAAUUUGAUGAGAGGGUAUUCAAGGCAUUGGAUUAUGUGAUUGCAGAAUCAAGACAAGUUGGAAUACGGCUUUUGUUUAGCCUGGUUAAUAACCUCCAAGCAUAUGGUGGCAAGACUCAGUAUGUGAAAUGGGCAUGGGAUGAAGGUGUUGGUUUGAGUGCCUCUAAUGAUUCCUUCUUCUUUGAUCCAUCAAUUCGCCUUUAUUUUAAGAAUUAUGUCAAGACCAUCUUGACAAGGAAGAACUCCAUCACAGGAGUUGUGUACAGGGAUGAUCCCACCAUCUUUGGGUGGGAGUUAAUUAAUGAGCCUCGUUGCAUCACUGAUGCUUCUGGUGACACCCUACAAGACUGGAUAGAAGAAAUGUCAUCAUUUAUAAAAUCAAUCGAUAGAAAACAUAUGUUGACUAUUGGGCUUGAAGGGUUUUAUGGCCCAAAAAGUCCAAAGAAAGAUUCAGUCAAUCCAGAAUUUUGGGCUGCUGAUCUUGGAGCUGAUUUUGUUCGCAAUUCUGCACCCUCCACCAUUGACUUUGCCUCUGUUCAUAUAUAUCCUGACCAUUGGUUUAAAAAGAAGAGUCUUGAAGGAAAACUAAAAUUUGUUGCCAAAUGGAUGCGUUCCCACAUUGAAGAUGGGGACCAAGUGUUGAAGAAACCCGUGAUGUUUACAGAAUUUGGUUUAUCAGAUUUAAACAAAGGCUUUAACCCUUCACAAAGAGACCAAUUCUACAAAACCGUAUAUGAUGUCAUUUAUGAAUCUGCAAAGAAAAAGGGGGCAGGUGGAGGAUCUUUUGCAUGGCAAUACUUUGUGGAAGGAAUGGAGGAUUAUAAUGAUGAUUUUGGAAUAGUGCCAUGGAAGAGAGCUUCAACUUAUGAGAUUAUAACAAAACAUACGUGCGAGUUAGCAAAAGUUCAUGGGAGGAUUGAGUCCCAAAACUUGAAACAACUUUGUAAUCAUUAGUGAUGAAAAGGGGGUUGAUUAUUUAUUGUCUUCUUUGUCUAAAUAAUUUGAUUUGUUUUGUGGGGAUUUGAGGUUUUUGGUUGAUUAUAGGGGAUGAUGAUGGUGUUUGGUUUUUUGUGUAAGCC
Lactuca virosa is the source of this 1538-nucleotide messenger RNA. Lineage: Eukaryota; Viridiplantae; Streptophyta; Magnoliopsida; Asterales; Asteraceae. The record is from the annotation of a GenBank genome assembly.